GGUCCUGCGCAGGCGCAGAUCGCAAGAGGACGGUGAGGGAGCGGCGCGGGUGCCAUGGCGCGGCCCGGCGGGUUGGAGGCAGCCGAGCAGCAGCAGCAGCAGCAGCAGGUGCUGUCUCGGCAGCAGGAGCGGCACUAUCGGCUGCUGGCCGAGUUGCAGGCCCUUGUCAAGGCGCUGCCCAGUGCCUGCCAGCAGCGCCUCUCGUACACGACGUUGUCCGAGCUGGCGCUGGCGCUACUGGACGGGACCGUGUUCGAGAUCGUGCAAGGGCUGCUGGAGAUCCAGCACCUCACCGAGAAGAACCUGUACAGCCAGCGGCGGCAGCUGCACAGCGAGCACCGUGGGCUGAAGCAGGAGCUGUUCCACCGGCACAAGGAGGCCCAGCAGUGCUGUAGGCCCCACAACCUGCCACUGCUUCGUGCAGCCCAGCAGCGUGAGAUGGAGGCUAUGGAGCAACAGAUCCGAGAGGAACAGCGAAUGAUGGAUGAGAAGAUAGUCUUGGAAUUGGACCAAAAAGUAAUUGACCAGCAGAACACCCUGGAGAAGGCUGGGGUGUCUGGCUUCUACAUCACUACCAACCCCCAGGAGCUGACUCUGCAGAUGAAUUUGCUGGAGCUGAUUCGGAAGCUGCAGCAGAAGGAAGCUGAGGCUGAGAAGACUUUAUCCUGAAACAGCAAAUCUGCUGUUCAGUUCCCAGAGUUUUCCCUCUGACUUUCCUCUAAACAACAGACCGUCCAUGCAUUUGCUUUGUGUUGUCAGGAAGAGGCUGCAGGAGUAGAAGAAAUUGCUGAGGCACUUAGAUUAGAGCUGGGGCAGGCAGAGCCCAGCACAGGGGAUGGUUGGGAGCCUGGGGACAGCUCUCAUCCUCAGAGCAGUGCCAGCUUCAUCUGGCUCAGCUGGGAGCUGAUGAAGCAGGGUCACCUGCCAGGACUGUCCUGCAGUGAUGCUGAGGCCAUGACUGAGUUGAGCACUGAGGCAGCCCAUGGAGCCCUGCUGUGUAAGGGUGACCCUGUGUUUAGAUGAUUUGUAACAGGGGAAAAAACAAUUACAAGAAUGCUUCUGUGUGUUGUUGAGGCAGAAACAACCUCUUAAACAGGCAGACCCUUCCCAGAGUCCCCUCCUCCUCCAGGCUGUUACCAGCAUUAUCUGUAUUAGUUUAUCUGUGUGCUGGCUGGCAUUAUCUGUAUUAAAGGAGAAUUUCAUGCCUCAGCCCAGAGUUCCUGGACUGGUGUUUGCAGUGUUCCUACUGACUCGGAAAGCAGAGCUUUUGCUUUGUUUUUUUAAACCAGUUUCCAAAUUAAGAGAAAUAAAACACUUCUGGGGCUGCA
This is a messenger RNA of Parus major (Great Tit), 1328 nucleotides long. RefSeq names its product protein DGCR6. The transcript has 5 exons. The coding region runs from base 55 to 669 and encodes 204 amino acids. The record is from RefSeq and is a predicted model, not a curated record. Lineage: Eukaryota; Metazoa; Chordata; Aves; Passeriformes; Paridae.